AUGCUGCCCGACAGCAACCGGGGUGAGGGGUGGCGGCGGUGGUUCACGCGCCCCAGCCUCCUCUGUAGUGGGCUGUCGUCUGUCAACAACAACCAGGGUGAGGGGUGGCGGCGGUGGUUAACACACCCCAGCCUCCUCUGUAGUGGGCUGUCGUCCGACAACAACAACCGGGAUGACGGGUGGCGGCGGUGGUUAACACACCCCAGCCUCCUCUGUAGUGGGCUGUCGUCCGACAACAACAACCGGGAUGACGGGUGGCGGCGGUGGUUAACACACCCCAGCCUCCUCUGUAGUGGGCUGUCGACCGACAACAACCGGGAUGACGGGUGGCGGCGGUGGAUCACGCGCCCCAGCCUCCUCUGUAGUGGGCUGUCGUCCGACAACAACCACCGGGAUGACGGGUGGCGGCGGUGGUUAACACACCCCAGCCUCCUCUGUAGUGGGCUGUCGUCCGACAACAACAACCGGGAUGACGGGUGGCGGCGGUGGUUAACACACCCCAGCCUCCUCUGUAGUGGGCUGUCGUCCGACAACAACAACCGGGAUGACGGGUGGCGGCGGUGGUUAACACACCCCAGCCUCCUCUGUAGUGGGCUGUCGUCCGACAACAACAACCGGGAUGACGGGUGGCGGCGGUGGUUAACACACCCCAGCCUCCUCUGUAGUGGGCUGUCGACCGACAACAACAACCGGGAUGACGGGUGGCGGCGGUGGAUCACGCGCCCCAGCCUCCUCUGUAGUGGGCUGUCGUCCGACAACAACCACCGGGAUGACGGGUGGCGGCGGUGGUUAACACACCCCAGCCUCCUCUGUAGUGGGCUGUCGUCCGACAACAACAACCGGGAUGACGGGUGGCGGCGGUGGUUAACACACCCCAGCCUCCUCUGUAGUGGGCUGUCGACCGACAACAACAACCGGGAUGACGGGUGGCGGCGGUGGAUCACACGCCCCAGCCUCCUCUGUAGUGGGCUGUCGUCCGACAACAACCACCGGGAUGACGGGUGGCGGCGGUGGUUAACACACCCCAGCCUCCUCUGUAGUGGGCUGUCGUCCGACAACAACAACCGGGAUGACGGGUGGCGGCGGUGGUUAACACACCCCAGCCUCCUCUGUAGUGGGCUGUCGUCCGACAACAACAACCGGGAUGACGGGUGGCGGCGGUGGUUAACACACCCCAGCCUCCUCUGUAGUCGGCUGUCGUCCGACAACAACAACCGGGAUGAUGGGUGGCGGCGGUGGUUCACGCGCCCCAGCCUCCUCUGUAGUAAGCUGUCGUCCGACAACAACCACCGGGAUGACGGGUGGCGGCGGUGGUUCACACACCCCAGCCUCCUCUGUAGUGGGCUGUCGUCCGACAACAACAACCGGGAUGACGGGUGGCGGCGGUGGUUAACACACCCCAGCCUCCUCUGUAGUGGGCUGUCGACCGACAACAACAACCGGGAUGACGGGUGGCGGCGGUGGAUCACGCGCCCCAGCCUCCUCUGUAGUGGGCUGUCGUCCGACAACAACCGGGGUGAGGGGUGGCGGCGGUGGUUCAGGCGCCCCAGCCUCCUCUGUAGUGGGCUGUCGACCGACAACAACAACCAGGGUGACGGGUGGCGGCGGUGGUUCACGCGCCCCAGCCUCCUCUGUAGUGGGCUGUCGACCCACAACAACAACCGGGAUGACGGGUGGCGGCGGUGGUUCAGGCGCCCCAGCCUCCUCUGUAGUGGGCUGUCGACCGACAACAACAACCGGGAUGACGGGCGGUGGCGGUCGUUCACGCGCCACAGCCUCCUCUGUAGUGGGCUGUCGACCGACAACAACAACCGGGAUGACGGGUAA
Molecule: messenger RNA, 1827 nt
Organism: Bacillus rossius redtenbacheri
Lineage: Eukaryota; Metazoa; Arthropoda; Insecta; Phasmatodea; Bacillidae
Exons: 1
Coding region: 1-1827 (608 amino acids)
Source: RefSeq, a predicted model, not a curated record